UUGUAUUUCCAUUCUUGCAUCUGAAAUCGCAUGCUAUAUGCAUGCAUAUUCGUCCAUGAACUGAAAGUACAUACAUAACUUGGACCAUAGGAAAAAGACCUUUUAGCUAACGUGGAUUGGAUUUUAACUGGGCACACUAAUUGCACUUGACUCACUAUUCACCUUUAAAUACUCUUAAAUACUCCAUUUAAAAGGUGACAUAACGAAGAAUACGGCAAAUUUGUCUAUCCGGUUAACGCGAAAACAUCUGCCUGUCAAUUCACGACAGACAAAAGACAACCACAUUUUAUUUAUUUAAACAGUUUGCGUCAGUAAUCUGACCUUGCGGAAUUAUUAUAUUUGGAUUUACACGCAUUUUGUGCUCCACUUUCGGACAAUUAAGUCACCAGAUUUUUUGAGAUGGAAGGAAAAACUGUGUUUGUGACGGGAGGCGCCGGUUACAUCGGGUCCCACUGCUGCGUCGAACUUCUCAACGCGGGUUUUAAUGUGGUCGCAAUUGAUAACUUUACAAAUUGCGUUGAGACGGCGGACCAUAAAGCCCCCGCUUUGACCCGUGUCGAGAAGAUCACCGGGAAGCCGGUGACCUUUUACAAGGCGGAUCUCCUGGAUGGCGACCGUCUCAAGAAAAUCUUCACCCAGCACAAGAUCGAUUGGGUGAUUCAUUUUGCGGCUCUGAAAGCGGUCGGAGAGUCGAUGCAGUUGCCGCUCCAAUAUUACAAGAACAAUCUGAUCGGAACGAUCAACUUGUUGGAAGCUAUGCAAGCGGCGAAUUGUUAUCAACUCGUGUUUUCAAGUUCUUGCUGCGUUUACGGAGAUCCGGAAAAGUUGCCGAUUGAAGAAGAUCAUCCCACCGGAAACGUGACGAAUGUGUACGGCAGAACGAAAUACUUUAUCGAAGAGAUGCUCAAGGAUUUAUCCAAGUCAAAUCCGAAAUGGAACAUAAUUUCGCUCCGAUACUUUAACCCGGUGGGUGCCCAUCCAUCCGGCCUUAUCGGGGAAGACCCGACCAAAGAGAUUCACAACGUGAUGCCAUUUAUCUCUGCAGUCGCCCUCGGUAAAAAACCGCACGUAACAAUUUUUGGCUCCGACUACGACACGCCGGACGGAACUGGAGUCCGAGAUUACAUCCACGUCAUGGACUUGGCAUCGGGACAUGUCGCCGCCUUGAAGAAGCUGGAUACCACACCCGACCUAAGAUUCCAGGUGUACAACAUUGGUAUCGGCCGUGGCAUUUCUGUGCUCGAGUUGGUCACCGCAUUUGAGUCCGCGACAGGACAAAAGGUCCCUUUGGCGAAGGGUGAGAGACGUUUCGGCGAUGUCGGAACACUAAUUUGCGAUUCGUCGAGGGCCUUGGCAGAGUUGGAGUGGCGACCGAAAUAUGAUCUUCCAACGAUGUGUGAGGACUUUUGGCGUUGGCAAACAAUGAACCCAAACGGCUACAAGGGUAGCGGAGAUGAAGUUACGAAUGGGGUCGCAGCUACGAAUGGAAAUUAGUGUGGGGUCAAAGGUCAAGGUCACGUAAGAGCUGCUAAAAAUAUGAGAUGGUCAACGAAUUAAUGCAAAUUGUUACAUAUUUUAAUCCCCUAAUUAAUUUUGGGUUUUUUUAAAAAUGAUAAAUUUUAUUAAUUUUAACUGAUUAAGCAAAUAAAUUAUUGCAUUGGUAUGGUCAAAAAUUAA
This is a messenger RNA of Folsomia candida, 1677 nucleotides long. RefSeq names its product UDP-glucose 4-epimerase. Gene Ontology annotation, biological process: beta-D-galactose catabolic process via UDP-galactose, Leloir pathway. Gene Ontology annotation, molecular function: UDP-glucose 4-epimerase activity. The record is from RefSeq and is a predicted model, not a curated record. The transcript is spliced from 11 exons. NCBI's taxonomy places the organism in Eukaryota, Metazoa, Arthropoda, Collembola, Entomobryomorpha, Isotomidae. The coding region runs from base 400 to 1494 and encodes 364 amino acids. Gene Ontology annotation, cellular component: cytosol.